AUGGCGGCCGUGCCAGACGAUAUUCUCAUAGCCAUAGCCACACAGCUGAAGCGUAAUGACUCCGGCACCAGCCAUCUUUUUGCCUUCAUCCAAGUGUCUCGAAGAUGGCACAUGUUAGGCCUCCCACUCCUCUACGGCAACAUCAGCGUCACGACAAGAGGUCUCGAGCGGUUCGCGAAUAUCUUCCUCCCCAAAUAUGGGAAACUCGUGCGCUCUCUAUCCUUGCGGGUCGGCGCCAUAAGAUCACACGUGGAUAUGGAUCCUUACCUCCCCAGUAACGACCGGGAUCCAUGGAACCUAGAAGGAGACCUCAGCGACGGGAACUUGACUAUGGAAGCAGGAGCCUUGAACGCCGACGAGAACCACGCGAGGAGCGAGGGGGAAGAAUGGCCGUUUGACGAAAAUCAAGAGCGUCGAGUCACAAACUCCGUCCUACUAUUCGCACGCUUCAUUCCAAUAUUGACCAGUUUGCAAAAUCUCGCUUCUUUUUCGCUGGUCGUAGAAACGCGCGCAUCAUGGUGCUUAGUCCCGCGAGCCACGAUAGCUGGACUGAUUGAUGCCUUGCCUACGAGUUGCACGAAUUUAGAGCUGGACACGAAUGGCAACGAUAAGCACCACGACAAUGAUCACACUCAUAUAUGCGACUCUAUUCGCCGUAUCCUGCCACGCAUGCAGAAUGUACGCGUGCGAUUAGGAGCCAUGUGUUCAGCUAUAUUUGAGCGUAGGCAAUCUCCAAAUGUCGAUACUAGAUCGAGUGGGCUUUCAGAUAUGUUACCAACUUUCGAGCCGAUUCUGUCGCCGAACCUUCAGUCCUUAGUGGUCAACUGCGGAAUCACGGCUUGCGGCGAGCUGUUACCGCAAUGCGGGUAUGAAGAUCACCUAAAAUGGGAUAUAAGUGCUGAAGCCUGGUGUGCUAUGAUCUCCUGUCUCAUGGACGUCGUCACGCAACCUCAUGCAACAAACCUUAGAAAAACCAAAAUACUUGUUCUAUCACCGACCUGGGGAAAAGAUUCCAACUUAUCAUUAGACACACAGCUCUGCACAGAUAUGGUGAACAAGGUAACGUGGGCCUUUCCCUGUAUACCUGAAGGCCGCUGGUCUUCGGUUUCGGGAUGUUUCCUCGUCCGAUCGCCCGAUGGCUCUGAGCAGGUCAUAAAAGAUAUAGAAGAUAUGGAUGACAUUGCUGAAGGGCACGUUUGGGCAGACGUCGUCGGUGGUGCAAGAUUGCCUGCCGACGCGCUACAGGCGGAAAGGAGAGGCUUUCCUUCAUUCGCGACAGGCUGUGUUGAGAGACCGGUUGCCGAUCUGAUGGAUCAGUGGCUGGAGGUGUAUCCUGGGGUGCCCAAGUCGAGAACGUUUCGCAACGAGCAGAAGACGGGCACGAAGCUGGUUUUGGCGGAGAAGAGGACUGGGAGCGACUUCUUGGCUUUGCGACCUAUCAAGGAGAUUACUCCAAACGGUUGGGUACGCACCGGUCCAGAUUUAGACUUGGAGCGAGCAUGA
Molecule: messenger RNA, 1503 nt
Organism: Cucurbitaria berberidis CBS 394.84
Lineage: Eukaryota; Fungi; Ascomycota; Dothideomycetes; Pleosporales; Cucurbitariaceae
Exons: 1
Coding region: 1-1503 (500 amino acids)
Source: RefSeq, a predicted model, not a curated record